AUGUCGGAUAAAGUCCGGAAACCAACAGUGGAGGUCACAUAUGUCAAUAAAGCGACACUAAAGCUGGAUACAGAGACUUUGACGGCAGCAGAGAUUGUGAAGGAUGUGAACCGCCUAAGCAAACGGUUACAACUGGAAGAAGAUAUUGCUCAAUCCGGAUGA
Molecule: messenger RNA, 162 nt
Organism: Fimicolochytrium jonesii
Lineage: Eukaryota; Fungi; Chytridiomycota; Chytridiomycetes; Spizellomycetales; Powellomycetaceae
Exons: 3
Coding region: 1-162 (53 amino acids)
Source: RefSeq, a predicted model, not a curated record